GAUUUAAGCAUGUGAUUAUUAUCCUUCAUUUAGUCGCAACCUAGCUAGCUUUGAAUCUCGUUCACUAAUCCCCAAAAAUGCCUUGUCUAUACCUUAGCAGCCCACUACGUCAUCUCCCGUGCCCUCUGUGUUGACGUCGCAGCCUGCUCCAUCAUUUCUGGUACCGCUCCAUUGUCAUCUUGCUUUCACUACUUAGUCGAAGUGUAUAAGUAGUGGUUCUCGAGAAGUUGGGCCCCAAUUUUCCCAAAUUAGAACUCGAUCACUUUGUGACCACCACGUCUAUAAAUAGAUUCUCUCUACGAAGCUUAUUAACGCAUCAGAAAAAGAAAAGCCUUCAAUCAUAUAGCAUUCUAAGAAAUGAAGAGCCCUACCAUUUUCAUUCUCUUUCUACUUUCUGCCUUCUACACCUCACUCCUACCUUCAGCCACCGCUCAAGUCGUGGUUGACAUGGAAGGUAAUGAUCUUCAAAAUGGUGGGAAAUAUUAUGUGUUGCCAGUAAUAGAGUCAUCAUAUGGUGGAAUAAGAGUAGCCGCAACUGGAAAAGAAAGAUGCCCUCUCACUGUUGUACAAUCUCCCGAUCCGUAUGAUAAGGGGAUUGCAACAAUUAUUUCAACCCCAUAUCGAGUUCCUGUUAUCCGCGAAGGCUUUCCUUUGAACAUUACGUUCGGUAAUUUUGCAGUUAUACUGCCUUGUGUCCCCCUUCGUUCUGAGUGGACCGUCGUUAAUGGCCAACCAGAAGGACCCGCAGUUAAAAUUGGUUCGCCCCCAAAUGCAGAAAAUGGUUGGUUUGAAAUUGAGAAAUUGUUAACUUCGGGCUAUAAGCUUGUGUUCUGUACGCGGCCUGAGCGUAGCUAUUGUCAGGAUAUUGGGAUUCAUGUCGAUGAUGAAAAUCACGCGCGUUUGGUGUUGACAAAUGAUGAUCCACUAGUGGUUGAGUUUCUGAAAUAUGAUCCCUUCUGGCCCCAGAAUAAUCUAGUGCUUCCUACAAGUCAAUGAGAGACUAUAUAAAUGCUUUGGUUGUAAUAAAUUAUUGUCAGACUAAAUAAAAUAAUCAAAGCUUAUCCCUUCAUUUGCAAGUGUUAA
Molecule: messenger RNA, 1083 nt
Organism: Glycine soja
Lineage: Eukaryota; Viridiplantae; Streptophyta; Magnoliopsida; Fabales; Fabaceae
Product: trypsin inhibitor B-like
Exons: 2
Coding region: 358-996 (212 amino acids)
Molecular function (GO): endopeptidase inhibitor activity
Source: RefSeq, a predicted model, not a curated record